Molecule: messenger RNA, 1158 nt
Organism: Parascedosporium putredinis
Lineage: Eukaryota; Fungi; Ascomycota; Sordariomycetes; Microascales; Microascaceae
Source: the annotation of a GenBank genome assembly
AUGAACGGCACCUGGGGGUACAAUACGACCGUCGAGAUCCCCGCCGUGCCGGGCUACUAUUCGAGCCUGGCAACGUGUGGCUUCGUCGACGAAGACGAUUACGAGCUGGCGGCCUUGGGCGGGGGCAACACAAACACGACAGAUACGACCGUGCGACUGACCGCUAAUCGGGACGGAUGCGAGAUGAAGCUCGAGUUUGACGUCGAGCGCUUCGGCUACGACAUGUAUUUCCCCAUUGCGGCCGCCGAGUGCAGCGAGACCGCCUCCAACGGUGCGGGCACCGUUACCGUGCCGAAACUUCUCUUCCUUUUGGCGUGGCCUAAACCAGGUGCCACAGAGAGCUUGGCCCUGGCAACUCAAUUGACCGUCUGCACGCCCGUCUACGGAGUCGACGUCGGAACACUCCAUGUCGGGGUUCUCGGUACGCACGACACCAAGUCCGUCAAGUCCUACGAGCCGGAGACGUGUUUUUCCGAGGCCAGCGAGGGAUGCAAGGGUUUCGUGGACGCCGAUGGCUCGAGAGAGGAGUUUAGGGCCGUGAUCAAGGCGAUUGCCGAUCUAGAUGAUUCGCAGGACCUGGCGCGCGUCAAGACCAGCAAGUUCGGGACUCUGAUUCUGAACAAUUAUGAUAUUAACAGGCGAGACGCGACGCUUCCGCUCACUGUUGAGUGGCCUUCGGACGCACAAGAGAUGCGAGACGACCUCAUCACCGCUGCGCAAGCGGUGUAUCGUACCCUGUUCCUGGCCGCGUCCUCCACGAUCGCGACGGACGCGGCAGGCUGGCCGCUAGACUUUCGUAACGCCACCGUUCAAGUCGUCACCGAUACAGAGAGGCUGUUUGCCGUCGGAUGGGUCUGCUGCUUUACCCUUGCCGUACUUCUAGGGUCCCUAGGCUUGGCGAUCUGGGCUUGUCUACGGAGUGUCGAGAUGAGAGAUUGGGAUGUCAAUGCGCCGUCCAACAUCAUCCAAACGCUAGGCCUUAUUGCGGGGAGCGAGGAGCUGCUUUCGGUCGGAGCGGACAUCAAGAGGGCGGGCGAGGGUACCUUUGAGGAUGCGGCCGUCAAUGAUUGGAAUUGCGGGAAAGCUCGCUUCAUGGUGGAGGCCAAUGGUACAGACCGAAUACUUCGGAUGUAUCCGCACGAUAGUCGGGACUCAUGA